Callorhinchus milii (elephant shark) is the source of this 1430-nucleotide messenger RNA. It is a transcript of the gene lsm11, whose product is annotated as LSM11, U7 small nuclear RNA associated. Gene Ontology annotation, biological process: mRNA 3'-end processing by stem-loop binding and cleavage. The record is from RefSeq and is a predicted model, not a curated record. Gene Ontology annotation, molecular function: U7 snRNA binding. Gene Ontology annotation, cellular component: U7 snRNP. NCBI's taxonomy places the organism in Eukaryota, Metazoa, Chordata, Chondrichthyes, Chimaeriformes, Callorhinchidae.
GUGGUGGUGGGGGUGAGGGGUGGUGGUGGUGGUGGGGGGGGUGAGAGCGCCCCGGAGCUGGAGCGGCGGCUCCCGGUAUCCCCGGGGCCCGAGGCCUGAGGGCCGUCACACACACAAUGGCGGCGGCGGCGGCUGCGCGCGGGAAAUGGCUGAAGGUCGAAGAAGAAGAGGAAGAGGAGGAGGAGGAGGAUGGCGGCGGCGGCGGCGAUGAUGAAGAAGAAGAGAGCGCGCGGCUGGACUUGAGCUCCGAGCACUUUGACCCGUACCUGGCGCUGUACAGCCCGCGGGAGCCGCGCCUGCCCUUCCCGCACGCCCGGUGCUUCAACAACUUGGCCGAGUACGAGUCUCUGGUGCUGCGAGGCCGCGGCCCGGGCCCGGGCUCAGGCUCAGGCCCAGGCUCAGGCCCAGGCUCAGGCUCAGGCUCAGGCCCGGCGGGGACCAGGCCCCGGGCCCGGGCCCGGGAGCGGAGGGGCAGGAGGCCGCCCCCGGACCCCGAGCGGAUCGAGAGGCUGAAGAAGCUGAUGGUGAAGGAGCCGCGGGAGCGGCAGCGGGAGGAGCGGCCCCGCAAACAGCACCCCCAAAACGUGCUGACCAGAAUGUGCCUACAUGAAGGUAGCCCUCUGGGUGAACUGCAUCGUUGUGUACGGGACCGGAUAAAGAUCAAUGUUCACAUUCGGACCUUUAAAGGACUGCGUGGUGUCUGUUCGGGGUUCCUGGUGGCCUUUGACAAGUUCUGGAACAUAGCACUUGUUGACGUAGAUGAAACUUUCAGGAAGCCCAUCCUUGGCAAAGCCUUUUACAAUGAACCAGCACUAACUGUUACCAGGUUGUUUGAGAAGCUUAAGAUACAACAAAAAUUGGAAGACCAGGAAAAGAGUAUGAAGCCAAGCGAUUCUUCACCUAAGAACCUUGAAGUUUUUCCCUCAGCUCAUCGGGCUGAGAGCGCAAGUCUGAAUACUCUUGUUCAAGCUGCACCAACAGAAGUGAAUCCCGAUAGUUUAAACUCUUCAGUAUUGAAUAAGGUGUCAGGAAGUGACCUCUCAAAGAGGAGAUCGGAGAAAGUGGCCUCAACUUGUACAGGAGCAAAGCAGAAGAGGAACAGGAGCAGUAAACCCAAGGUGGAUUAUCAGAAAGUCUCUCAGAGACACGUGAACCAGUUGUUUAUUCGUGGAGAAAAUAUUUUAUUGAUAAAUUUGUUGGAGUGAUGGAACAGGAAGAAUGUGGAGAAUUUCUGGCCAUUCCCCUCAACACCUGCAGUGUACUGGAGCUGUGCUGAGAGUCACAGCAAAUGGAGAAAUUGGACACAACUCAUUGUUUUCUUGGACCUCUGUAAAAUUUUAACCACCUGGAAAUGUGGAUGGCUGUCCUUCUGGAAAAGGAGGAAAUUAAUAAUAAUAAUAAUCCUUGCGUUUGAUAUGGCGCCUUAUCAU